Eucalyptus grandis is the source of this 1813-nucleotide messenger RNA. Its product is annotated as UDP-glycosyltransferase 88A1. Gene Ontology annotation, molecular function: UDP-glycosyltransferase activity. The transcript has a single exon. The record is from RefSeq and is a predicted model, not a curated record. Lineage: Eukaryota; Viridiplantae; Streptophyta; Magnoliopsida; Myrtales; Myrtaceae. The coding region runs from base 107 to 1615 and encodes 502 amino acids.
UUUCCCAUCAUUAGCGUAGUCUUCCAGUGGCUCUCUCCUUGGCCGACUGAACCACUCUAAUUCAUUUGCUCCUUCUCUGUUUGUGUCAUUACAGAGAAAACUGUCAAUGUCGCUCAAGGAACAACAACAGGCCCAAGUAAUGAAAGAAGCAGUCGUGCUGUAUCCGUCACCGGCCAUCGGCCACCUCAUCUCCAUGGUGGAGCUCGGCAAGCUGCUCCUCACCUACCGCCCUUCCCUCUCCAUUCACAUCCUCAUCACCAACCAAGCUUACGACGCCGGCUCCACCACCGCCUACAUCACCUCUGUCUCCGCCACCGCCCCCUCCAUCGUCUUCCACUUCUUCCCUGCAACCACCCUUCCUCCAGAUUUCUCCACCACCUCCCCCCACCACGAGACCCUCGCCUUCGAGCUCCUCCGCCUCAACAACCCAAAUGUCCACCAUACCCUCACCUCUAUCUCAAAAAACCACAUAAUUCACGGCUUCAUCAUCGACUUCUUCUGCGCCCCCGCCGUCGACGUUGCGCAUGAGCUCAAAAUCCCCUGCUACUAUUUCUUCACUUCCGGCGCCUGUUUCCUCAACUUCUUCCUCUACACCCCAACUCUUCACGACAAGUUUGACAAAAGCAUUAAAGACUUCGAUGCCCCCAUCGAUGUCCCCGGCACACCGUCAAUACCGCCCUCCUAUGUUUGCAAACCAUUGCAAGAUCGCUACGACGAGGCCUACAAGGGCUUCUUGGAUUCAUCUCUGAAGAUGCAGAAUUCGACCGGGAUCAUAGUCAACACCUUCGAGAAGCUCGAGCCAAGAGCUAUACGAGCCAUCGUGGACGGCGAAUGUGUGCCCAACGGGUCCACUCCGGCACUUUAUUGCAUCGGACCACUGACCUCUAGCAGGGGACACGACGAUGGCAGAUCGCCAGAGUCUCUGACGUGGCUGGACUCGCAGCCUAGAGGGAGCGUUGUGUUCCUGUGUUUCGGGAGCUUGGGCGUGUUCACGGUGGAACAACUGAAGGAAAUAGCGUUGGGGCUGGAGAGGAGCGGUCACCGGUUCUUGUGGGUGGUCCGUGACCCGACAAAUGACAAGAACCAAAAGGCCGCUACGUCGUCGACGGUGGCCGACCUGGACUUGGGCUCCCUGCUUCCGGAGGGCUUUUUGGAACGUACCAAAGAGUGGGGGCUCGUGGUCAAGAAAUGGGCCCCGCAGGUGGCGGUGUUGACCCACCCCUCGGUGGGCGGGUUCGUGACUCACUGCGGGUGGAACUCGGUGCUUGAGGCUGUGCGCACGGGCGUGCCGAUGCUGGCGUGGCCACUGUACGCGGAGCAGGGGCACAACAAGGUGGUGCUAGUGCAGGAGAUGAAAAUCGCCCUGCCGGUGGACGAGUCAGAGGACGGGCUGGUGAGUUCGGAGGAAGUGGAGAAGCGAGUCGGAGAGUUGAUGGAGAGGGAGGAGGGCGAGACCGUGAGAGAGCGAGUGCUUGCCAUGAAGGAAGAAGCUGAGGCUGCGCUGAGCCCCGGUGGGUCAUCUCGGUUGGCGUUGGCCAAACUCAUUGAAUCGUGGAAGCGCGAGUUAAAUACGCUGGACUUUGUAGUUCGUCGUCCGUCAUCGUUCGUCUUUUGAUGAGUCUUUCUUUCUAGUCGUCCUUUAGGUUUCGCAGCAUAUGAUGGCGGCGAAUUGACGUGCCACGAGCAAGGUCGCACGUGCUUGAUCAAUUUUUCUUUUUCUCUCAAUGUCAAUCUGAAUGACGUGCAAUGGUGGAAUAUCAUCUUGGAGAUUGUGCUUUGAUUCUCCCCCGUACAAAUAAAAUCCUUUCUUUCA